Messenger RNA from Pocillopora damicornis (cauliflower coral), 756 nucleotides. RefSeq lists its product as uncharacterized. The record is from RefSeq and is a predicted model, not a curated record. NCBI's taxonomy places the organism in Eukaryota, Metazoa, Cnidaria, Anthozoa, Scleractinia, Pocilloporidae.
AUGAAGUGGGUGACUGCACUAAUAGCGCUUUCGCUUAUAUUUUUGUUUUCAGUUGUUAUAUACAGAGCUAAACUGGAAGAAACUUUUACUCGAGUCAGUGAGAGGCACGGGCGGAAUGAUUUCUACGAACACAAGAUGAUGAUGACGACUGGAAAUUGGGACAACAAGGUCUUUAAGUGCAAGAAAAUCCCUCAGUAUCUCGGAAACACGACAUGCUCUGACGAUGAGGUUUUCGAGAUUACAAACCCUGGAUUGAUAUCCCGGAUAUGGAACUUUACAGUGUCAGUAAUGACCCAGGUGCAGGACGGUACGUUGGAAAUGACCUCAGGGAUGUGGAAGAAAUGCAUUCUGGUCUCAAGGGUAGUGAUUGGGAAAGGGUGGAAUGGACCAGAGUACAUCUGGAUUGGAAUGGUUAAUUGGACACAGGAAAAAUUCGCACGGUUGUCAGACUUCACGUGGAACGGAGCAAGGUGGCUUGGAAAAUUGUUGUGGAACUGUGCUAAGUGGUUUGCUGGAGUUACUUGGAAUGGAUUUCGGCGGUUAGCUGAGUUUAUCUGGAGCGAACUUCAGUGGUUGGUAGAUUUUACCAUAAAUGCAACAUAUUCGUUUGCCGAGAUGGUCCAGAAUAAGUCAGCUGAGCUGACCGAGAUAAUGAUUAACGGAGUGAUGUGGAUCGUUGAACCAUUUGUGCCUGUCGUCCACUAUGUCACUGAUGUUACUGUAGAGUUUUAUUUUGGUUCCCUGCAUGGUAAGUAA